Molecule: messenger RNA, 3237 nt
Organism: Plasmodium coatneyi
Lineage: Eukaryota; Apicomplexa; Aconoidasida; Haemosporida; Plasmodiidae
Exons: 1
Coding region: 1-3237 (1078 amino acids)
Source: RefSeq, a predicted model, not a curated record
AUGAAAAUCCGCAACUACAUCUUCGGCAAAGUAACAGAUCCGUAUAGCCACAUCGAGAAGAUAAAGGGACUGUUCGAAUUACCGGUGGGAAAGAUUAAGGGCAAAUGGGGGGCCACAAAAUUUGUGCAGAAUUGUGUGCGUCGGUAUGAUGAGGAAAUAGCCAAAAAGUGUUACAAAAUAAAAUAUGACGUCCAUGCAUCGCUGCGGGAGGACUUCCUCUCGUCCGAGGGGAACACCAAUGAGGAGCUGCUCUUCAGUAACAGGUACAUUUACUUCGAACAUAGUACUGAGAAGAAUCUACUAGUGUGUAGGAAAAAAAUUAAAAGGAAAUUUGGGACGAAUAGCUAUUUUCAUAAUAUUAACAAGUCGUUGGAUGAAUUGAAGAGGGAAGGUUACAUCUCCAGGGAGACCUCCGAAAUUGUGGCCAUCCUGCCAACCAAUUGUUCGAUAAAAUCCUUUUGCACUAAAGGGAAUCGCUUCUUUGCGUUUGUUGUGGAGCGUAGUGAUUGCUAUGUCAAUUGGGGUUAUGUCUUUCGGGGGACUUGGCUCGUUAGGGACGCCAACAUCGACCAUCUCACGUAUGCAGGUUCCCCAAGGGAGGGUCCUUCCCCUCGGGGAUGUGGCAGACGAGGUUCAUUUAGGGGGAGACCUCCGGAAGGGGGUCGAUCGGGGGGAGUACGGAGGCUUCCCCGCAAAGGUGCUCAUCACUCGAAUCACCCCCGUUGUCACCUCAUCUACCAACGCGAGGGCGUGCAGAACAUCGCAUUUCUGCAGACGAGACCCUCCACGGAUUAUUGGGCUGCCCAUGUUGGCCCACCCGACUUCCUCACAACCGAACUAGAUGAGAAGCACCGGUGCAGCCGCCUAUUCCUUAACUCGUGUAGUUGCACCCAUCAUACGAAGCAGCUCCUCUUUUUCGAAGCAAAUGAGAAAAACUUUUUAAAUAUAUACCUAAGUAAAGACAUGAAAAGGAUUUUCCUACUUAGCGGAAAUCACCAUACGAAUAAUCUCUUCCUCAUUCAGUGCAAAGACAAGUUAAGGAAAGGGACUCCCCAUUAUGAGUUAAGGUUAAUUAAACUGGUAGGAAGGGCACUUCUACGGGGGAAAUACUUCCUAGAGCACUUUCGCCACCAUGUCGUCCUUAUAAGAAAGGGGAACGAUAAAACAGAAGUGUAUACCCUCCAUUGUGAUGCGUUGCAUCUUAAUGCUGGACAAAUGGGACGAGUUAAAAAACGCGGAAAAGAAAAAAUCUUUUUGCCCACCCACUCGGUUCAUAUAACGAAGGAGGAAGUACCCAUAGAUAGCCGCUUACGGAAAAUAAUAAUUCUACAGAAUUGUGUACUUCACGAUUUUGACAUGAACAAGUAUGGUCUUGUCCUCUACACUUAUCGGUAUUUUUUGAAGCCCUUUUUAUGCGUCUUAUAUUUAUUUGUGAAACGGAGGGGGAAGUACUCCCCCAUGACGUGUACCCCCAAUCAGUGUGUGCACCCCCAAGGAGGAAUUGCCCAAUGGAAGGAAAACAUAAAGGAGGAGAACCGUUUGGUGGCCAAAAUGAAGGUCUUCUCUGUGCCCAUCACGAAGGGGAGUAUACAGUGCGGAUUGAACAACCUUUUCCAAAGUUACCUCAUAAGUGUAUACAUCUGCAACCCGUUUGUGGGUAGCACCAGGGUGGUGAUCGACCUGAGAAGGGGGGUGGUAGCCCUUCCUAGGAACGUCCAAAGGGGUGAAGCACCCAACAAAGGGGCAAAGAAGGCAGUAAAUGCAUCCUUCUUCCGAGCGAAGAACAACAUCCUCUACGACCUCCAGCUGGAGCACAUAUUUGCAAAAAAUAAAAAGUACAAAAUUAAGGACCUCUUCAUUCACACCGAGGAGGGGAGGGAGUUACCAAUCACGCUGAUAUAUAGAUACGAAAAUAAUGACAACCUGUGUGACAUCGAAAAGGAAUCCUACAAAAGUUUUUCCCAACAUGUGGAAGAGGAGUAUUCCUCCGUCAUUGUGACCGUUACGUCCAUGCAAUAUUUGUGUGUGCAUUUUUCUUCACCACCAAAAUGGAGCAUAGACGUAGGGAUACAAGUGGAAGACCAUCUCCCUCUGUUCAUUAAGCCAAGCAGAACCAUCAUCAACGUCUACCCCUUCUACCGACAACUGAACAUUUGCAACUACUCGGAUGAGUCCCACUUUUACCUUCUGAAUAAUUUCAUUGUAGUUUAUUUUCACCUGACCGGUUCAGGCGGAUUAUUACAAGGAGGGAAAAGAAAACCACUGUAUAGAAGCGCCACGCUUGAAAAGGUAAGAACCGUGAGGGACCUCACAGAUUCUAUUAACUGCUUGAAAUAUUUGAACAUCACUGACACGGAAAGCAUGUCUAUCUAUUUGCACUCCAACAGUGGCCUCCUCGGGGGGUUCCUCCUAAAUGGGCAGAGAAAGUUUCUCCAAAAUGUCAUUUUAAUUAACCCCAUGAUGGACUUUUUUAAUAAUCUCACCGAUGGGGAGAAGCCGCACGUAUACUCGGAGAGACUCGAGUUUGGUCGCAUCGACCCGGAGGCGGUUCUGCUGAGGGGGGGACGAGGCACCCCAACAACGAGGCCACCAAAACGGGGAAGAAAAGGAACCCCUCAGAUGUGUGCAGGUACACACAAUCAACCGAACAGGGGGAAGAGCCGAAGAUUUAUCCCCUUCCCAAAUAGUGGCACAUGGCAGAGCAAACCGAAGAUCAGCAUCACACGGGCGUGCCAAGACAACCUGCUGCUUCUUCACGCACUGUGCCCAUACAACAACAUAGAGCCAACCUACAGCGAAGUAUUUUCCGCCACAGAUGUAUCCGAUCGGAAGAUCCCAUUCAAACUUAGCCUAACCAACCAGACAGACAAUCUGUUCACAAGUUCUGUUCUCCUCUACCUAAACAAGUACGACAUGAUCUGUCCAAAUGUUAACUCGGUGAAAUAUUUCGUAAAAUACACGCACUAUCGGAGGGUGCAUGUGAGGUUCUGUUACUACUCUUUUGGCUCUGAUUGUUUGGGAGGCACAGUCAACUUCCUCAAUUUCCACAGUGGGGACGGUACGGAAACGAAGCAGAAGAAGCCUUUGUAUAUUUCCUUCUGCGAACACGGGGGGCAUGGCGGGUUCUCCGACUACCACUCACUCUUGCACCGGACGCUGGGCCGCAUCCACUUUCACCUCGUCGGGCAGCCAAGCGGCGGGGAAGUUUCCAUGAAGAAAUGGCCAAUGAGUGAUUAG